Fusarium odoratissimum NRRL 54006 is the source of this 1026-nucleotide messenger RNA. RefSeq lists its product as uncharacterized. Lineage: Eukaryota; Fungi; Ascomycota; Sordariomycetes; Hypocreales; Nectriaceae. Bases 1 to 1026 code for a protein of 341 amino acids. The transcript has 4 exons. Gene Ontology annotation, cellular component: cytosol; cytoplasm. Gene Ontology annotation, molecular function: carboxy-lyase activity; hydrolase activity. Gene Ontology annotation, biological process: secondary metabolic process. The record is from RefSeq and is a predicted model, not a curated record.
AUGCCAAAGCCAGGUACCAUCGCCAUGGAAGAGGCAAUUAUUACACCGUCAACAAAAUGGCUCCUCGAAGAAACCUUUUCCAUUCUCAACCCUGGCGACAGCAGCAACAAGGCUCUUGAAGCCCACGCUGCGAAGCUACUUGAUAUACACGACAAACGCCUCGCAACUAUGGAUGCUGAAGGUGUCGAGUACAUGCUCUUGUCACUAACUGCACCGGGUUGUCAAGGCAUAACGGAUCCCGAACUCGCAGAGAAAACAGCCAAAGAAGCCAAUGACUGGCUGGCAUGUCAGGUCGCGAAAAGACCAGAGAGAUUUGGUGGCCUUGCAGCUCUUUCCAUGCAUGACCCUGAGGAAGCUGCCCAGGAGCUGGAAAGAGCCGUCAAACAACUGGGGUUCUUCGGGGGACUUGUUAAUGACUAUCAGAGCAUAGAGGGAGGAUCGGGACGAGAGUACUUUGACACUGCCAAGUAUGACCCGUUUUGGAACAAGGUUGAAGAAUUGGAUGUUCCGAUUUACUUGCAUCCGAGAUACGUGUCGAUCAAAGACCUCCAACCUGGGUCGCUGUAUGGAGAUCGGCCUCAUCUUCAAGGCGCAGCUGUUCAGUUUCAUCUUGAUCUUUCGUAUCAUAUCUACGCGCUUUGCUCAUCCGGAGUUUUUGACAGAUUUCCAGGCGCAAAGAUCGUAGCUGGGCAUUUAGGAGAGAACAUACCUCUGAAUCUCUGGAGAGCCAGCCACUGGUACAACAAGCCCAGUAAAAAGGCCACGCGCCCGUCAAAGGAAGACUACGAUUACUACUUCAAGAAUAAUGUCUACAUCACGACUUCAGGAAACUUCUUUACUCCUGGCUUGAAGCUCUGCAUUGAAACAAUUGGGCUCGACAGAUGCAUGUACUCUAUAGAUACACCAUACGAAGACAUUGAAGAAGCGCAGGCGUGGUGGAGGACUGUGGACCUGGAUGGUGACGCGAAACAGCAAGUUGGAAGGACUAACGCUAUAAAGCUGUUUAAAUUGCCAUUGGAGUACUGA